AUGGAACAUGAUGAACCUAUGCCGGAGAGUCCUAGGUUCGAUUAUAGCUCGACUGUGGACACCUCCCGUCCUUUCACUUCUGUCAAAGAAGCCGUAGCCAUCUUCGGCGAACGUAUUCUUGUCGGAGAAAUAUACUCUCCAUCUCCGUCUCCGACUCCAAAGCCAUUCUCAUUCUCAGACACUACUACUGCUGCUGCUGCUACCGCAUCUUAUUAUUCUCCUUCUGUCUCUAUUAAGCGAGAAUCAUCGUCGUGGAGAUCAAUACCAUCGUCGCCAUCACCAUCACCGAUGAGUCCUAUCAAAUCAUCAUCAUUUAAUAAUAGUGAAACUCUUUUUGACAGCGUAAAGAAGCUGGAGGCGGAGCUUGAGAAAACAAAGACAGAACUGAAGAUUUUAAAGGAGAGAGGAAGUGAAACAGAAGUAGCAUUGGCAACACUGAACGCUGAGCUUCACAAGAACAUGUCAAAGUUGGCUCAAGCUGAAGCUGAAGCAGCUGGAAAAGCAGCUUCAAAGAGUGUGAGAUUUGAGAGCAUUGUUGAGAGAGAGAAUAUUCAUAAGAAUUCAGAAUCACAAACACUGGCUCAUAUAAUAAGUCUUGGAGAAAAUGACCAUAUAUUUGGAGGGAAAAAGAGGAAUAAUAAUAAUAAUAAGAUUAGAAAGCAGAAGCCUAUAGUUCCACUUGUGGGUGAUUUAUUUUUGUUUUUCAAGAGAAAGAGUUCUUCUUCUACUAAUCACCAUAAUAAUCCUCUUUAUGCUUCUCCUUUUUAA
Lathyrus sativus (Indian pea) is the source of this 768-nucleotide messenger RNA. NCBI's taxonomy places the organism in Eukaryota, Viridiplantae, Streptophyta, Magnoliopsida, Fabales, Fabaceae. The record is from the annotation of a GenBank genome assembly.